Molecule: messenger RNA, 669 nt
Organism: Adelges cooleyi (spruce gall adelgid)
Lineage: Eukaryota; Metazoa; Arthropoda; Insecta; Hemiptera; Adelgidae
Product: dynein regulatory complex subunit 7-like
Exons: 3
Coding region: 17-640 (207 amino acids)
Source: RefSeq, a predicted model, not a curated record
GUACGAGGCGUACUUAAUGUUGAAAGACAUGAUAGCAGCCGAGUAUGAGGCACGUCGUGACGUCUACCGGUUCGAAGGUAACGUGCUGUCCAUCUUGGAAACGCGCUGUCGGGAACGAUCCGACUUCCGGCUGAUUGUGGAUUCUCUGGACUGGGAUAGAAACGCCAAAAGCAGGCGCAUUCUUCAAGGCGAAAAAGACAAAAAACAAGCAUUUAAAAAAAGAGAAAAAGCCAAACAGGUGGAUUACGCUUUGCCGUACUUGGAAGCGGCGACAAGGCCGUUCACGCUAGAUACGGCUAAAUCGAUACGCAGUAAGAUCGUGUCAGAUUUUAGACAUCACACCAAAUAUCAAUUCAUCAAAGCCAGAAAUGUUUUAAUGAAGAAACAAUUCACACUAGCAUCCAUAAUGGAUUCGUUAGUAAACGAGACGGUAAUGAAAGAAGUCGAGCAGAAACAGAAAAUGGUUUUACUGUGUUCGUCUAUUAAAAACCAACUGGACAUGUUGCUGCUGAAAAUGGAAAGGUUCAAAGAAAAACGCAUUGAAAGAUACAACAACUUGGCGCUGUACUUGAACAAUAUACCGGAAUUCAAAAAGUUACCACCGUUAAAAUUGUAUGUUAGGGACAUUUUUGAAAACUAGUCGUAGGUAAUAUAAUAUAUAUUACAAUA